Penicillium daleae is the source of this 309-nucleotide messenger RNA. Its product is annotated as GNAT family N-acetyltransferase. The transcript has 2 exons. The record is from RefSeq and is a predicted model, not a curated record. Lineage: Eukaryota; Fungi; Ascomycota; Eurotiomycetes; Eurotiales; Aspergillaceae. Bases 1 to 309 code for a protein of 102 amino acids.
AUGCCUAUCGAGUCAACCAGAGCGGCGAAUAUUGUGAAGGAAAACGCCACCGAAGCAGCUCGCGCCUUGUUACAGUUUGCGGAACAAAAGUACGGGCUUACGGAAGUUUUUGCAUUCGUUCAUUUCAAUGGCUGUAUCGGGGCUGCUCGAGCACUACUCGACAAGCUUGGCCUGCAAGAUAAGGGGGUGGGAAGACGGUACGGACUUGCUGGUGUUAUUUAUGCAACAAGUAUGAUGAACAAGGAGAUAUUUAUGGCACAAGGCUCUCCCAUCCAAUAUGAUGAAAACCUAAUGGACCUUGCUGCAUGA